AUGGAUGCAGCUGAGUCACCCGAGAAGCCGAUGCCAGCCACGUCACCGCUCAGAGGAGUUUCACCAGAUCCAGCUGAGGAUGCCUCCAGUUUGGACCGUGAGGCAGCUUCUUCGAAGCCAUUUUUGACAUGUGGCUGGAGCGACGAGCAGCUCGCCUUGAUUCGGCAAGCUAUAAGCCAACAGACAAGUCAUACCGACUCUAAGGAGAUGACUGAUGAGUCAAAGGCUUUCAUACUCGACCUACUCAAAGACCGACUUCGUGUGAUGAUUGGUUUCUCCAACCCCGAAGAGGGAACAGAAGACGCAGUCUCCGUGACUAAGUCGCAACCCGGAUCCGACUUCGAGAAGAAAGAGCAGAAACAUCAGGGCCAAGCUGGUGGACCAGAGAUUCAACAGCCUCCUUGGGACGGCGGUUGUCCCGAAUGUCCUGUUAAGACGGCCCGGAUCGGGGAACUGGAGAUGAGGCUCAUGGAUCAGGAGGAGGAAGCCAAACAACACGAGAGAGCCGCUAUCGUGCACCAGCGGGAGCUUGCAUACGCUCACAUCGUUGAAGUCAGAGAGGAGCUCUCUCGUCGGAUUGACAAACUGGAGGCUCAACAAUCUGGUCAGACCAGUACUUCGGAGGACCCAGCAUCACGACCCCUUCCACCACACUACUACUGUGACGACUGCUGGUGGACCCAGAAGAAACUCGAUGACGCCAAGCAGAAGAGUAGAGACCUUGAAAAUGAGGUCGAGCACCACCAACAAAGAGUUCUCAUGAUGGAGCACAUAGUUAAACAGACUCGAGGUGAAUGCGAAGUGCUCCGACAGCGCCUCGACGAGACUGACAUAAAAAUUGCAAGACUCUGUGCUCAGCCUGGUCCGAGGACCUCAAAGUUGUGA
Aureobasidium namibiae CBS 147.97 is the source of this 885-nucleotide messenger RNA. RefSeq lists its product as uncharacterized. Bases 1 to 885 code for a protein of 294 amino acids. The transcript has 4 exons. The record is from RefSeq and is a predicted model, not a curated record. Lineage: Eukaryota; Fungi; Ascomycota; Dothideomycetes; Dothideales; Saccotheciaceae.